AUGAGAUAAUAUAGGUCUUUAUCUUAAGUCGCCCUCUUUAGCAUUUGUAAGCUGAUCUGCUUUAUGUGUUAAUGUAUUUGUUACAGACUAAGUCCUGUGGACACUAAGUGGAGGCUGUUGCAUUAACAGACCAUGGUUGAUAAUAUAGUAAGACACAAUCGUUUGGUGCAGGGGGUUGAUUCAUUUUUUCCACAUAAAAAUGAACAAUAUGAAUUUUGCACAAACUCUAGUAUGUAUGUCUACUGACACACUUGUGUCAACAAAGUUAUCUGAAACAAAACAUACGUUAAAGAUGGUGCAAGGGUUUGUGGGUAAAGGAGCAAAUUUGUUAGCGAGCCAAGCCAAGUUAGCUAUUUUCGCGUCAGUUUUACCUUUUAAAGCGGUGUUUUAAUUGUUUGUGAUUCAGUUACAUUUAAACCGAACGCGCCGCAUGACCAUAUGUUAUCGUAAAGGUGUAAUUUUGUUUAAUAGUCCGAUCUUUGGGAAGGAAACGGAACCUCGCAAGACGAAACACAAGACUACAUUACCCAUGAUGCAGUGCUUCCAAAGGUUCAAAUUAGAGUUUACACUGCUAGAAAAGCAACCCUGUGUUUAACAGUUCUGAAAAUGCUGCAUAGUGCUGUAUUUUGCAUUAUAUGUGUUUUCUGGUUUUGUAAGACUAUUAUGUAGCUAUCAAAUCGAUCUUUGUCGGGCGGACACUUUAGUCUUUGCCGAUUUUUGUCAGAUAGCGCUACUAUGCUAAGCUAACAACUGAGCAGCAGGCGUUUGAACUCGCCUUAUGACUUUCACGGUGUUUUUUCACACGUUCUCUUCAAGGAUGAAUUAAUUACGCGUAAUUUAUUACGGGGUUGUUUUAAUAACUGAAAAUAUCGAGUUCUAUAAUCGUGCCGACCUCCAAAGAUACGAACACACCGAGGUGAGGACACCAUGACCCUCGCUCCGAAGGAGCUGUCCAACCUGCUAAGCAUCAUUUCGGAGGAGGCUUGCACCAACACCUUCGAGAGCCUUUCCACCCUCUUCCAUCAGUACUUCGGGAAAGUGGAGCACUUCAGGGUGGGCUCGGUGCUGGUUAUGCUCCUCCAGCAGCCGGACCUGCUGCCCAGCUCCCCGCAGCGGCUCACCGCCCUCUACCUGCUCUGGGAAAUGUACCGGACCGAGCCGCUAGCUCGGUGCGCCGCCGUGUCCGCCCCCCUGCUGACCCCCGCACCUGCCGGGGAGGAGCCGGAGAAGGUGCUGUCCGGCUUUCUGCCUCCCAUCACCCAACCAGAGAAGUUCUUCCUGUCUCAGCUGAUGUUGGCACCACCCAGGGAUCUCUUCAAGAAGACUCCCAGACAGGUGUCCUGCAUGGACGUCGGCAACAUGCCACAGUCCAUAGACAUCAGCGGGCUGCAGCUGGCCUUAGCAGAGCGUCAGUCGGAGCUGCCCACUCAGAGUAAGGCCAGCUUCCCCAGCAUCCUGAAUGACCCCGACCCUGACUCCUCCAACUCGGGCUUCGAUAGCUCAGUGGCCAAUCAGAUCAUUGAGUCUCUGGUGACGGGACCCUGCCCUCCACUGGAGAGUCACUUCCGGCCCGAGUUCAUCCGGCCGCCGCCGCCUCUCCACGUGUGUGAGGAUGAACUGGCAUGGCUGAACCCCACCGAGCCAGACCACAGCAUCCAGUGGGACCGCUCCAUGUGUGUGAAGAACAGCACCGGCGUGGAGAUCAAACGCAUCAUGUCCAAGGCCUUCAAGAGCCCGCUGUCAGCCCAGCAGCAGUCACAGCUGUUGGCUGAGCUGGAGAAGGACCCAAAGCUGGUUUAUCACAUCGGCCUGUCCCCGGCGAAGCUGCCCGACCUGGUGGAGAACAACCCUCUGGUGGCCAUCGAGAUGCUGCUGAAGCUGAUGCAGAGCAGCCAGAUCACUGAGUAUUUCUCCGUGCUGGUCAACAUGGACAUGUCACUGCACUCCAUGGAGGUCGUCAACAGGCUGACCACGGCGGUUGACCUGCCUCCAGAGUUCAUCCACCUCUACAUCUCCAACUGCAUCUCCACCUGUGAGCAGAUCAAAGACAAAUACAUGCAGAAUCGUCUGGUCCGUCUGGUCUGCGUCUUCCUCCAGUCGCUCAUCCGAAACAAGAUCAUUAACGUUCAGGACCUCUUCAUCGAGGUUCAGGCCUUCUGCAUUGAGUUCAGCCGUAUCCGUGAAGCUGCCGGCCUCUUCCGCCUCCUCAAGACCCUGGACACUGGGGAAAACCCCGCUGAGGCCAAACCUGCCAAACCGUGAUCCUGUCAGAGAUGCUAUCCAGACAGUGGAUGUCCUAACAUCCACCUUUAAAACAAGUUGAAGGACAUAGUCGGGGUUUCUGUGUCUCUGCAAAUCACAGCAGCUGCUGUAUUGUUAAUAUGUAGUGAAGUUUUCUUCAGACUGAAAUCCUCGCUGUGCUCACUGCUUCACUCUGCAGUCAUGUUCAUCCUCCAAACUUUGUCACCAGUUUCGCUUCACUCUUUUCCAGAAGUAAAAAAAGGAUCCACACAGUUCAGCUUCUCUUUUCUACCAGGACUCUCUUUGUUGGAAAUGAAAUCUUGCAACGUUUCUCUAAUUAAAGACUGAUAAUUGACUUUUA
Molecule: messenger RNA, 2602 nt
Organism: Monopterus albus (swamp eel)
Lineage: Eukaryota; Metazoa; Chordata; Actinopteri; Synbranchiformes; Synbranchidae
Gene: cnot11
Product: CCR4-NOT transcription complex, subunit 11
Exons: 7
Coding region: 928-2262 (444 amino acids)
Cellular component (GO): CCR4-NOT complex
Source: RefSeq, a predicted model, not a curated record